This is a messenger RNA of Corticium candelabrum, 5425 nucleotides long. Its product is annotated as cholesterol transporter ABCA5-like. Gene Ontology annotation, biological process: lipid transport; transmembrane transport. Gene Ontology annotation, molecular function: ATP binding; lipid carrier activity; ATP hydrolysis activity. The record is from RefSeq and is a predicted model, not a curated record. Gene Ontology annotation, cellular component: membrane; intracellular membrane-bounded organelle. Bases 99 to 5309 code for a protein of 1736 amino acids. Lineage: Eukaryota; Metazoa; Porifera; Homoscleromorpha; Homosclerophorida; Plakinidae. The transcript is spliced from 22 exons.
CGUGACAAGGCGGGCAUACCAAAAUUUGCACGUCGGCCUAUAAAAGACCGAGGAUUGUUUUUAGUAGGUCUGUUGUCGUCCGUAGCGAGCACAGCAUCAUGGGUGUGUGGCAGCAGUGUUUCUAUCUACUGAAACGCAAUGCUUGGAUCAAAUGGCGCAACAGACGACAAAGCAUCCACGAACUCUUGUGGCCCGUCUACUUCGUCGCCAUUCUCGCCCUAAUUCGACUGAGCGUCAAACCGGAAACUCUGGACGAAAUCAGCUCGUUUCCGACGCAAACAGCCGACGCCGAUUUUGCUGGAGACGGAGACGUGGUGUACGUAGGAUAUCACCCGCACGACACUCAGCACCAGCGAGUGAUGAACGACGUGAGAACGUCUCUCACGCGCUUUAGCAAACAGGAGUUUGGAUUUAUUCCGGCUAGUAGCCCGGAUGCUCUGACAACAUUGUAUAACAGUAAAAACAUAUCAAUUGGUGUCAUCUUUGGUAACGAUUCUCUGAAUAACUACACGAUUCGAGUUGCUCCGAACUUGAUUGCCGACACGAAUAAGCUGACGACCGAACAAACUGCAUGUCGGAAAUCAAAUCUCAGCGACUACUCGAUAUAUGCCACACAAUUCAACUGUCCGGCCUACAGUUAUAUCACAUCGGGAUUCACUGCAUUACAAGUGUCUAUAGACAUGGCAAUUAUUUCGGUCGCGUCUAAUCAGUCUUUAUCCUCGGUUGACACGAUCGUGGAUACAGAGAUGUUUCCGAAGAAUGAGUACCCUCCGAAUAUUCAGUAUUUACAGACUAUCGUGCCGUUGUACUUGGUGUUGGCAUUUUCGCCGCUCGUCAACUUUCUGGUGGUGAAUCUGGUGACGGAGAAAGAGAAGAAGAUUAAGGAGGGCAUGAAGAUGAUGGGACUAUCAGACAUUGCAUUUUGGUUGUCGUGGUUUAUCACGUAUGGAAUUAUUAUGUUAUUCACUGUGCUCAUUACGUCAGUCAUUUCAGCAUUAGCGAUACUUCGAAACAGCCAAUUUUUCAUCAUUUUUCUUAUGUACUUUGGGUACGGUUUCUCGGUCAUCAGUUUCUCAUUCAUGCUCACUCCGUUCUUUAAGAAGGCGGUCGUUGCUGGUGCUAUCGGGUCUUUUGCAUCAGUCAUUUUUAGUGUGUUGGCUCUUUUGGCUGUUUAUCUGGAUGUUUCGUCUCAAGUGCAGUGGAUAUUGUCUUUGCUGUCUCCUGCGGCAUUUGGGUUUGGAAUCGUACAGAUGAUUGCCUUAGACUCUCACUCCGGUGGAGCAACGUUUUCUAACUUUGUCAACACCGAUAAUUCAUCGUUUCCACCGGGUGCUGGCUUUCUCAUGCUGAUCCUUGAUAUGAUUAUUUACUGGCUUUUAGCAGUCUACUUUGAUAACGUUAUUCCAGGGGAAUAUGGUCAAGCCAAGUCUUUCUAUUUUUGCUUCUUGCCUUCAUACUGGCGCAAAUGGAGAAAAGUAGAAGUAGACGAGAGAUGUGAAAUACCAUUGCUGGGGUCCAGUAGUGAGUCGGGUAAUGGCAAGUCAGCUGUUGUGGAACCUGUUUCACCCGAGCUCAAGGGAAAAGAAAGGAUCAGAAUUCACGGACUGCUGAAGGAAUUUGUGAAGAAGAGGCAUCACUGUUCUAAGGAGUCCGAUGAAAUUGUGACAGCAGUCAACGGGCUGCACCUAUCAUUGUACGAAGAUCAGAUAACAGCUAUAUUGGGUCACAACGGAGCCGGCAAAUCGACUGUAGUUGCUUGUCUCACCGGUCUCACUUCUGUUACCAGUGGAGAUGCGUCAGUGUAUGGUCGAGACAUCACCAACGCCAAUGAUAUGGACGACAUUCGAAAGAUGACCGGCGUUUGUCCACAGCAUGACGUCUUGUUUCCCCACGUCACUACUAAAGAGCAUCUGAUUGUGUUCGCUGGUAUCAAGGGAGUGCCAAAACACGAAAUCGAUAAAGCUGUAGAAGAUGCUCUUGAAGAAGUAGGUCUCACUGAUCGUGCGGAUACUGUAGCAACCAAACUUAGUGGAGGACAGAAGCGCAAGCUCUCUGUAGCAAUUGCAUUGAUCGGCAACCCAAAGGUUAUCUUUCUUGAUGAGCCGAGCAGUGGAAUGGAUCCUUACUCGAGGCGUCAACUGUGGUCGUUACUGCAGAGCAAGAAGGCAGGAAGGGUGAUUCUUCUUACGACUCACUUCAUGGACGAAGCCGACAUAUUGGCAGAUCGAAAGGCUGUGUUGAGUAAAGGCAAGCUGCAAGUUGUUGGAUCGUCGUUGUUUCUCAAGAGCAAGUUUGGCAUUGGUUAUCAUCUCGGGAUGGUAGUGGAACCAUCAGUUGACAUAAACGCAAUUACCAAUGUCAUUACGAAUGCUGUCCCAUCCGCCGAAUUGUCUCGUUCACAUGGCAUGGAGCUGACCUACACUUUACCUCUCAAUGACGUCCAAAGAUUUUCUUCAUUGUUUACCAGUUUUGAAGAGACAGUAGGAGAUGACAAGACACGUUCUUCUCUACUGGGAAUACAAAGCUACGGCAUAUCAAUGACAACACUUGAAGAAGUCUUUCUGAAACUUGAAGAGCUUGAAGAACAAGAGUCAGAGGCAAAUGAUGAAACAAAUAAUGACAUAGAAGACCAAUCAGACAAGCUACUGUACGGCAGUACCCGAAGGAGUAGUCACAUGAUUCAGUCAAACGAUGAGGAGACCAAUAUGAAUAACACAGAUUUAACAGCUGGUGAGAGUUCUUCAGCUUUAGGUCGUCAACUGUACUGGCAGCAGUUUCUUGCCAUGUUGCUUGUGCGAUACCGAACAACAUUGAGAAAUGCAAUGGCUGUUUUCUUUCGUAUUUUCUUGCCUCCAGUGUUAAUUAUUGUUGGAGUAGUUGUAACAAGAAAUACGGUCCCUCAACCGACGCAGCCAGCAGCGUUACAGAUCACACCCAGUCUCUACCUCAAUAAUGAGAACAUUGCAUCUCCUUUCUGCUCGACUCCAUUGGACACAAAUCCGAGCUUACUGGUGGUGACACAUAAUGGUAGCAACGUGAGUGAUUCAUUUAGUUCAUUGCUUGACUCAUUUGCUCGCUCUUCGGUCGGUUAUUGUCAGCCAACUGGUUCUGACGUAACAAACAGUACAUUGUUCAACUUGUAUUUACUGAGCAACUGGCCACACUCUGUUGCAUUGAAGUUGAGAAGCUACAUAUUAGGCAAUGAGACUAUCUUGUCACAAUUCACUGCUUUGUAUAAUGACAGUCUGGUUCAUUCGUUGCCUGUGGCUAUUAAUCUGAUGAGCAGUGCAAUGUAUAGAGAUUUGACUGGGUCUCCCGACGGCAUCAAUGUGACAAAUCAUCCAUUUCAAUAUGAAAAUCCCAAACUACCAUUUGAUGUCGGUUCGUACGUGUCAGUCCUGCUAAUUGGAAUGUCACUGGUUUUAAUUCCCGGUGGCUUUGCUAUUGGGAUAGUGGCUGAUAGAGAGCUUCGAACUCGUCAUCAGCUCCAGGUGUCUGGUUUAAACCGAUUCGUCUACUGGCUUGCCGCACUCGUGUCCGACCUAUCACUUUAUCUCAUUCCAGUCAUACUCAUUAUUAUCUUACUUCCUGCACUUAGUCUAGAAGCAUUUGAAGCACCAGCGGCUAUGGGUUUGACUCUACUAGUUUUGCUUCUAUCUAUGCCAUUACAAGCUCUGUAUGCAUACGUGUGGUCGUUUGCGUUCAGCAAAGCCGAAUCGUGUCAAGGCAUUCUCCCGAUGCUCAUCAGCAUGGUUGGUAUCAUUCCUUAUAUUGUUGUGGCAAUAGUUUACCCUAUUCAUCAAACUGUUGCCAUCAUUUUACAUUAUUUCUUUGCUGUGUUGUUUCCUCCGUAUGCUACGCUCGGAUGCCUUUGGUUUAUUACGACGGUGUAUCAACAGAACAUUGCAAAUCCGAUUGCAAAUGAUUUGUCAGCAGCGACAUACUUUGCUGUUACUUCUCAUAUAACACCAGGACUUAUUGUGAUGCUGGCAGAGAUCGUGAUUCUGUCAGGUUUGUUGAUGCUUCUCGAUCAACGAAGUGUUGGCGAUAGAGCCUUAUGUCGCAGUUGUUUCUGUACACGUGCAGCAACUACACUUGACGUUGAAUCACCAGGAGACAAUCUGGGUGACGAUGACGUCAAACGUGAGAAGCAGCAUGUUAUGGAGAGAGUAGCUGCCAUAGAGAGGCAGUCAGGAGGGUCUCCAGACGCAUUUGUUAUGAUGGAAGGAGUAAGGAAGGAAUUCAAAGAUGAGGCAUGCUGUAACUGCAAGAAAGCAGCGGACAUCAAAGUGAAAGUUGCUGUUCAAAAUCUUUAUCUCAGUGUAAAUGCGGGCGAGGUGUUUGGGCUACUUGGACCUAAUGGAGCAGGAAAGACGACAGCAAUGAAUGUUUUCACUGGAGAUAUGACACCUACUGAAGGACGGGUGUUUCUUAUUAAUGAGGACAUUACUGGGAAAGUGUCAGAUGCAGCACUGGCGUUAGGAUACUGUCCUCAAGUUGAUGCCUUGUGGCCUGAUCUUACACUGAGGGAACACCUGAGAACGUAUGGAUGGAUCAAAGGUGUAGAUUGCGAUCGCGUGGAUGAGCUGGUGACAAGGUUUGCUGACAUUAUGAAUAUUACUGAACACCUUGACAAGAAAUCCAAGGAACUCUCGGGUGGAACCAAACGAAAGCUGAGUUUUCUGAUAAGCAUGAUGGGAGGGCCCAAAGUUUUGCUUUUGGAUGAACCUUCAACUGGGAUGGAUCCCUCAGCCAAACGUUUCUUGUGGAACAUCAUCAGUAGUUGUGUCACCGAUGAACGUUCUGCCAUUCUCACGACUCAUUCUAUGGAAGAAGCUGAUGCACUUUGCUCUCGUGUUGGAAUAAUGGUAUCCGGGGCAUUGAGGUGUGUAGGAUCGACACAACAUUUGAAGAGUAAGUAUGGUGCUGGCUAUCAUCUAGAGAUGAAGUUGUCACUCACAGCUGGAGGAACACAGGCCUCUAGGUCGUUUGCCUCAAAUCCACAGACUCCUACCAUUGCAAGACAGACGUCGGCUCUCGCAGAAGUCGAUUGCGACUACGCAUCCGAAUCACUGACGUCUCUGGUGUCCCACAUCAAGCGUACCUUCUCGGGUGCUCUACUAGUCGAGUGUUUUGGAGACAGAGCCACGUUUGUCAUUCCUGCCGAGGUGGUUCAAUCCCUAGCUACAGUGUUUGCUGCUCUGGAAGAAACUAAGACCGAGUUUGGUGUGGAAGAAUAUAGCUUCAGCCAGUCUUCACUAGAGCAGGUGUUUAUAGGAUUUGCUAAGCAGCAACGAGAGGAUGAGUAAUCUGACUUUCUGCGUAUGAGUUGGACUAUAGCCAAUUGAUGUGUUAUUGCUGUUGGACUACGCAAUCAAACGCAUUAGUUAAUUUUAUUAUUGCUAAAUACAAUUUUGGUAUGGAA